UUAUACACGUGAAGAGGUGGAAGGUUAGGUGUGGAUUUCGUAUGUUUAGCACGUGGUAUUGGUUUGUUAUGUACUUAGUGCUAAAAGUAUAUAUGAUGAGGUAUAAUACGCAAUCGUUGCUCUACUUUAUAGACGGUAGUACUAUCGCUCUCACUCUAUCUACCACCAUUAACACCUCUCUCUCUAUAUCUAUCUCUUUUGUGGACCAGUCUUUACUCUCUCCAGCUUGGAAUUACAAAGAUCUUUAUAGCAUGGAGUACUCAAUCAAGGAUGACGUGACUCAAUUGAUAGGUAACACUCCAAUGGUGUACCUAAACAACAUUGUAGAUGGUUGUGUUGCUCGUAUCGCCGCUAAGCUUGAGAUGAUGCAGCCUUGCUCUAGUGUCAAGGACAGAAUUGCUUAUGGAAUGAUUAAAGAUGCAGAAGACAAGGGACUCAUUUCUCCCGGCAAGAACAUAUUGAUUGAGCCAACAUCUGGUAACACCGGGAUUGGUAUAGCAAUGGUCGGAGCAGCUAGAGGUUACAAAGUUGUGAUUACAAUGCCUGCAUCAGUGAGCAUUGAGAGAAGAAUAGUACUUCUAGCAUUAGGUGCAGAGCUUCACCUCACUGAUCCAAGCAAAGGCGUUAUAGGAGUCAUUGUCAAAGCUGAAGAGAUAUUAAGCAAAACUCCAGAUGGUUUCAUGCUAGAGCAAUUCAGAAACCCUUCAAACCCACAAUCUCAUUACGAAACCACUGGUCCAGAGAUAUGGAGAGACUCUGCAGAGAAAGUAGAUAUGUUGGUUGUUGGUGUUGGGACUGGUGGAACGAUCUCUGGAGCAGGGAAGUUUCUCAAGGAGAAGAAUAAAGACUUUAAGGUUUAUGGUGUGGAACCUGCAGAGAGUGCUGUACUCAAGCUUACAACUCUUGUUCUUGAGCAUUCAACUCUAAUAUUUAAACAAAAAAAAAUUAUUAAUAUUAGAAUCAAAGUUAAUAUUAGAAGGCAACCUGGUCCACAUGGGAUCCAAGGUAUUGGAGCUGGACUCAUCCCAGACAAUUUGGAUUUUAGCGUUCUUGAUGAAGUCAUUCAAGUGACAAGUGUGGAAGCAAUUGAAACAGCCAAACUUCUUGCCCUGAAAGAAGGAUUAUUGGUUGGAAUAUCAUCCGGAGCUGCUGCGGCCGCUGCUAUAAAAGUGGCAAAACGGCCAGAAAACGCUGGGAAGCUCAUAGUUGUGGUUUUCCCGAGUGGCGGGGAACGUUACUUAUCGACUCCAAUGUUCGACUCGAUCAGAUGUGAAGCAGAGAAUUUGGCAAUUGAAUGAGAGAGACUUAUCAUCCACUACUAGUCUACUACUACUACUUAAUUCGGUUCGGUUAUGUAAUAAAGUAUCAAGAUACUGGUUUUCUCAUUUUUGACAACACAUAAGAAGUGUUGUUUGACUUGAAAUGACGUAAUAUUGCGUCCAGAAUAAAUUAAGAAAAUUCUAGACAUGCAUGUAAUGUACGUAAACGUAAGUAACGUA
This is a messenger RNA of Brassica rapa (field mustard), 1499 nucleotides long. Its product is annotated as bifunctional L-3-cyanoalanine synthase/cysteine synthase D1. NCBI's taxonomy places the organism in Eukaryota, Viridiplantae, Streptophyta, Magnoliopsida, Brassicales, Brassicaceae. Gene Ontology annotation, molecular function: cysteine synthase activity. The record is from RefSeq and is a predicted model, not a curated record.